Molecule: messenger RNA, 2191 nt
Organism: Taeniopygia guttata (zebra finch)
Lineage: Eukaryota; Metazoa; Chordata; Aves; Passeriformes; Estrildidae
Source: RefSeq, a predicted model, not a curated record
AAGGUUCAGACUUCCCGAUGCGCCUGCUGCCUGUCCUCGUUAAUAUGCACCCUCCUUUUGUAUACCAGCCGAUAUUCAUGGCUCUGUUAAGCCUUUGUUCUCCUGGAAGUUCGGGAAUUUAGCGGGACUUUGAGAAAUUGUGUGGCUCAAUUUGUGAAAUUUAUUGGAACUGAUGGUUUCCCCCGUUACUUCCUUAUCUACAAGUGCCUGGCUCUCUCUCCAGGCAGAUUCACUCCUUGACUCUGUUUUGUUCUUCCCGGGUCCUCUUUGGUUUUGGGAUUAUUCUCGGUGCCCUCAUUCCCUGUCCUUUUGUAGCCGUUUGUGGAUCAGGAGGCCUGGCUGCCACCUGCAUCCCCUGGCUCAGCUGCUGGAUGAGCUGCACUGCCAAGGUGUGGAGCAUGGUGAAAAGAUGAGAGUUGCUGCAGCACAGAAGAGGAGAAGCAGCAUUUGUUUAACCCCUGGUGUGCCGGGGAGCCACGAAAGCGUGUCCCAUUCCCAUUCUUUCCGUGUUUGGACCAAUACAUAAACUGCUCUCCUAUUUCCUUUGUUAUCUUUCUCAGCACUUUUCCCUUGUCAUCUCUUUGCCCACAGCAGUUUGAGCCAUUUAGUUUUCCACAAACUCCUGUUUUUUCUGCUCACAGAUAAUCUGAUCUCAUCCCCUGGUGAAAUGUUGUGUUCCUCUUUCAGUGGAUUGGUCAGCAGGAAGGUCAGGAGCUGGAGCUGUCUGGUUGGUUCUUCUUUUGAGGACAGCUUUUAAUCUAAUGAUGCCAUUGAAAUGAUAAAUGGGUUCUCUGCUUCCUGAUAUGAAUUGGUUUGGGUUCCCAGGGACUGGUCCAUGGUGUUGUAGAAUUUUUUCUGGUGGCCCUUCAUCUUUUCCCCAUUUCUGGGUGCUCCCUGCAGCCGGGGCUGCAUCAAUUGGCCGCAUUUUUCUAAAUACAUCAUCAAAUACUUGAAUUCCAACUAAUUUCCCUGGACUUGUUCUAGCAAAAGCCCCAGUGCUCUGAUACACCCUGUACAGCACAGACAGUGGCAGCAGAUGUUGGAGUGGGCAGGGGGAUGAUCUCCCCCUUAUUUUAGUGAAGUUUUCACAACAUUCUCCAUUUGCUGUUUCCCUUUGCAGCCUCAGCCAUUUCUGUUUCAGAGUCAGAUCCUCACCAUGGGCUCUGCCUUCAGCCGUGCAGAUUCCAUCUGUGCAAGCAGGCAGAGCUUGGGGUGAGGGGCAGAGGGAAUCAGCCAAUUCCUGCCCCAGGCAAGAAGAGCCAGGAUUUUUCAUUCCCUGGGCGUGUCUGGAUGGAGGAGGAGGAAAAGCCCCGGAGAUGCUGCAGGAGGAGGAGCUGCAAACCCAGCCCAGGGAGCUGCGGGGAGGAAAGAGCCCCCCUGAGCCAGGAAGGCGGGCGGAGAUCCAGCCGGAGCUCGGAGCUGGUGGAGAAGCCUCAUGGCAGGGAGAAGCCCCACAAGUGCUUGGAAUGUGGGCAGGGUUUCAGCUGGAGAUCCCAUCUGAUCCAGCACCAGAGGAUCCACACUGGGGAGAGGCCCUACGAGUGUGGGGAGUGUGGGAAGAGGUUUCGGACCAGCUCUGAUCUCCUCAGACAUGAGCGGAGUCACACAGAGGAGAGGCCCUUCCGCUGCCCCGACUGCGGGGAGGGCUUCAAGCAAAGCUCCCACCUCACCGUGCACCGGCGCAUCCACACCGGGGAGAGGCCCUACAAGUGUGGGGAGUGUGGGAAGAGCUUCAGACAGAGGGGUGGCCUGAUCGAGCACCAGGUGAUCCACACCGGGGAAGGGCCUUACAAAUGUUUGGAAUGUGGGAAGAGCUUUGGGUGGAGCUCAGCCCUGAGAAAACACCAGCGCAUCCACACCAGGGAGAAGCCCUACGAGUGUCCCCAGUGUGGGAAGAGGUUUCAGACCAGCUCCAAUCUUCUCCUACAUGAGCGGAUUCACACAGAGGAGAGGCCCUUCCGCUGCCCCGACUGCGGGAAGAGCUUCAACCGCAACUCCCACCUCACCGUGCACCGGCGCAUCCACACCGGGGAGAGGCCCUACAAGUGUGGGGAGUGUGGGAAGAGCUUCUCACAGAGCUCAAACUUGACCAAGCACCAACGGAGGCACCACUAAGGGAAGCCCUGUGAGUGCCCCGAGUGAGGGAAGAGCUUGUAGUGAGGGAAGAGAGUGAGGGAAGAGCUUGGAGUGA